AUGGGUGACGCUGCGCAGAUUCUGGUCUUUCGAUACUGGAUACACAGAUCUACAGGCUGUGCCGUGUCAAACGGGAGGGACCAGAUUGCAGUGCACCUGCCGAUCGGACAGUUUCAGAUCCGGAAGGUGGACAAGCGUCUGGAACCGUUUAUGCACAAAAGUCAGUGCCAAAAAUCAAGGAUUUAUUGUAGAGACGUGCGACGGACACUACACAUACCCCCACACUCACCGAUGCAGUAG
Messenger RNA from Peronospora matthiolae, 240 nucleotides. Lineage: Eukaryota; Oomycota; Peronosporomycetes; Peronosporales; Peronosporaceae. The record is from the annotation of a GenBank genome assembly.